UACUCUCAAAAUGCACAUAAUGUAUAAAUAAUAGGUAUCAUAAAUUUACAAAAAGAAACAGAACUCGGAAAAAUACUUGAAACAUCGGAAUUUUGUAUAAAAGAUUAUUUAUGGAGCAUAUAUAAAGAUCGAUUAUUUGUGUAAAUAGAAUUGUUUUUUGUAACAACCGCAGACUACGACGAUGAGUCUUCUCCUGCUGAUAAUAUCCGCUAUUAGUGUUAUUAUAUUCUAUAAGAUUGCAUGGAUAGUGUGUGCCCAUUAUACCCUGCGGAAAAAACUCAGCCAUAUUCCCGGAACCGUUGACUAUUCUAUUUUUGAAAUAUUAUCCAAACAGAUCAAGUCUCAGGAUGAACACAUGAAAUUUUUUCUAUCGGUUCUACAGAAAAACAAAGACGGGCUUUACACAUCUUGGGUAGGACUGCAACCAAUAGUUUACGUGUUGAAACCAGAAUUUUUAGAAAGCAUUUUCCAAAGUUACACACAUGUCGAGAAAGCCAAAGUAUAUGACAUCUUAAAACUAUGGCUAGGUAAUGGGCUUCUUACUGCUCCAGUUAAACAGUGGUAUAGAGAUAGAAGAAUACUUUCGCCUGUAUUUCAUUUUAAUAUACUGGAACAAUUCGCUGUCAUCAUGUCCGAAAAAACGGAAAUUAUAAUAAAAUGCAUUGAAGAAAAGUUAGCAAAAGAUUCGACAAAAGUUAUUGAUAUUAUUCCAUUUAUGCAAAAGAUCACUUUCAACAUUAUAUGUGAAACUGUGAUGGAUGUAAAUGUAAAUGAUGAAGAAAUUACGUCAUAUCGAUUAGCUGUAAACAGAUAUCUUAAACUAAAUAUAUUGCGUAUGCAUCGAUCAUGGCUGUGGAUGUAUGAUUGGAUAUAUUAUUUAUUACCCCAGGGACGAGAAUAUAAAGCGACAAUUAACAGUAUGCAUAGCAUUAUGGACGAGAUAAUACGAAAGAAAAAAUUCGCGCGUAUGCAGGAUAAUAAAUCACAAAAUAAGCAGGAUGAUUCCAAUACACUAAACAAGCAGAAAAGAAAGAGCUUACUAGAUCUUUUACUGGACAUAAAUGAAAAAGACGGCGUUUUGUUAAAUGAUGAAGACUUGAGAGGACACGUGACUACAUUCAUAUUUGCAGGUCAUGACACAACAGCGAUUUCCGUCAGUUGGGCGCUCUUUUGUAUAGGCAAUGAUUUCAAAUGUCAAGAAAAGAUUCAUGAAGAACUGAAGGAGAUUUUCAAAGAUUCGCAGAGACCAGCCAGCGUAAAGGAGCUUUCACAAUUAAAAUAUCUCGAAAGGGUUAUAAAAGAAUCACGCAGGUUAUAUCCAAGCAUACCCGCAAUUUUAAGAAAAAUAUCAGAAGACGUAAAGAUGGACAAUUAUGUAAUUCCGAAAGAUACUUCGGUCGGAGCGCCAAUCAUGUUGGUGCAUCGAAAUCCAGCAGUCUGGUCGGAUCCAUUAAAGUUUGAUCCGGAUCGCUUUCUACCUGAGAAUUUAAAGCACAUACAUCCAUACGCUUACAUCCCAUUCGGCGCUGGACCAAGAAACUGUAUCGGACAGAAAUUCGCUGCAAUUGAAGAAAAGAUCAUAUUAGCAGCAAUACUCAGAAAGUGGAGAGUGAAGAGUAUGAAAACGCAUGAGGAAAUGACCAUGCGCAGUUAUAUGGUUUUGCGACCAAGUGAGGAAUUUAUACAUCUUCAAUUAUUGCCGAGGGAAUAAAGCGAGCUUUUAAUGUGUUUAAUGCUAAAAAUAUACGAUUUAUUAUAAUUAAUCAGACUUUAUACACAAAAGAUAAGAAUUUAUAAACAAAAAACUUCUUUUUACUUCUCUUUCUGUAUAAUUUCAUUGUAUCGCGAGACAGCUAUUUAUUAUAUAUAGUAUCGCCGAUCUAUAAAUUGCUUCAAAUGCGCAGCAUGUACAAUAAUACAUUAGAAUAAAUUUGCCAAGGCAAGUGUCUAAUUUAAAUUGCAGUAGAUAUCGUAGAACAUUCAAUGAAAUAUGUUCAGACGCGAAGAAAACAUCAAGGUAAUGAAGGAAGAUAAUACGCGAGAGCCAGGCGAGCGAGAUAGAUUUGUAUUGAUUUUACGAUCAGUCGAGAAUACGCAGUGUGAAUGAAACGUCGUUGCGUUUGUGCGUGCAUAAAACAACAGUGUAAUUCCGUACGUCAAAACUAAAUCUAUCAUAAAUCGCAUUUGAUUUUGCACAAAACAUAUGAUUCAUCUUUCACUUUAACUUUCAAGUUCACGUUGAACAUACAAAAAUAUUGAAUAGUUAAAGAAAAGAAAAAGAAUAUCGAGAAAUUAUCAUCGAGUGCAACUUUCGAAAGUCUGUGAACUGAGAUAAAGAAGAAUGAUUCUAUCUUUAUCUAUCAACGAAAUAACGCAAUCAUGUCUCGAGAAAAAAUGUUCACGUAAUUUACAACAAAUUUUUUUUAUUCAACACAUUAUAUUAAUUUAACUAAAGAAAAGCUAAAUAUCCAAAUUUAUCGAGAAAAUAAUUAUUAAUAAUGAAUGCUCAGAUAAUUAGUUGUUUAUAAAAAACAUAAUUAUUUAAUGUAUAUAAAUACACUAUACAAUUUAAUAUUGUUUUUUGCAACUUUUCAAAUUGUUUAAAACAUUUAAAGUUAUAUCUUUAACUUGAAAAUAAAUUAUCGAAUCACAUUUAGAUAAAGCUAUAUAAAAUGGAUAGACAUCUAUAAUUUAUCUUUCUCUCUCUUUUAUGCAUGUAAAUCUAUAAAAAUUAUAAUUAAUUUAAAAAAUAUUGACGCAAUUAAGGGAAGUAAUUAGUGAAUCAUUUAGUUUUCGGUUUUUCAGAAACAAAAUACGAGAAAGAUUACAAUAGCGUUCAAGGCCAACUUUUAUUCAAAACCAGUUUACGUCGCUGUAAAAAAAACUCGUGCAUAAUCCGUGAUCGAAUUACUCUGAAUUCUUUACUUGCUAUUCAAAUGAUAAGAUAAACAUGAAUUCCUCAGAUAGUAAAAGUACGACGUCAAAAUGACUACUUUUGCUAUCUCUGGGUCGUUCUUCACAAUCACAUAUUAUUAAUUACAUUAAUAUUAAUUUAAUUCUACGUGUAAUUUAACAAUUUAUAAUAAUUUACAAAGCUAUCUUUUAGUAAAAUUUCAUAAAUAUUUUCUUUCUCUCUCUCUCUCUUUCUCUUUUUGUGUUUUCUUGUGAUAAGAGAUGCUCUUUUAUUAUAACUAUAUUAUAAUAUAGAUCUCUUAUAUUAUAAUUAUUGCAAAAAUUAUAUUGGUUAAUAAGUAAAUAAAUAAAUUAAACAAA
This is a messenger RNA of Formica exsecta, 3273 nucleotides long. Its product is annotated as cytochrome P450 4C1-like. Bases 182 to 1711 code for a protein of 509 amino acids. The transcript is spliced from 10 exons. The record is from RefSeq and is a predicted model, not a curated record. Lineage: Eukaryota; Metazoa; Arthropoda; Insecta; Hymenoptera; Formicidae. Gene Ontology annotation, molecular function: oxidoreductase activity, acting on paired donors, with incorporation or reduction of molecular oxygen; heme binding; iron ion binding.